AUGGCUGCCUGUACAUUCGACAUGAAAUUCGUAUAUGUGCUAGCGGGUUGGGAUGGGUUUGCCUCCGAUGCUCGUGUCUUGCAAAAUGCUUUAACUCGUCGACCUAAUUGUUUUCUUGUGCCUCAAGAAAAAUAUUUUGUUGUCGAUGCCGUAUAUGCCCAUACUCCUGGAUUUAUGGCACCUUAUCAAGAUGGGUUUGUUGAAGCAGUUGAGGAUAUUGCCGAUAGUGGUGAGGAAAUUUCGCCAUCACCUAUAGACGUCACUACUGCCGAAGAAGAGCGUGCAGGCUCUAUUGUGACGGAGCGCGCGAGAGAGCAGUGGAUAAAAAAGAGGGAUGACAUUGCGGACCGAAUGUGGAAUGACAGCCUUCCUCGGACCCGGCAGUAA
This is a messenger RNA of Magnolia sinica, 387 nucleotides long. RefSeq lists its product as uncharacterized. The record is from RefSeq and is a predicted model, not a curated record. NCBI's taxonomy places the organism in Eukaryota, Viridiplantae, Streptophyta, Magnoliopsida, Magnoliales, Magnoliaceae. The transcript has 3 exons. The coding region runs from base 1 to 387 and encodes 128 amino acids.